Molecule: messenger RNA, 474 nt
Organism: Funneliformis mosseae
Lineage: Eukaryota; Fungi; Glomeromycota; Glomeromycetes; Glomerales; Glomeraceae
Source: the annotation of a GenBank genome assembly
AUGGAAGAAAGUUUGCACCUUAGCAAUGACACAAUCGGACAAAUAAAAAAUUUUGAAUAUUUUAGUUUAACUGUUGAACAAUCAACGUUAAUUGAUAAACUAAUCUUAAAUGAAGGUUUAAAAGCACGUUAUAAAAAGUAUGGCUUAUUCGCUUUAAAAUGUUUACAUGGUUUAGAAAAUAUUACGGAUGAAUUUUUAAAUGAGCAAUUCGAAGAAGCAGAUGAGAUGAACAAGCUUCGAUCUACAACAAGUUCUGAUGAUGAUCUUUCAUACACUACACAUCCCCGGGCAUAUUAUACUAGCAGGUUUUUGGAUUUUAAAAAUCUUUCAGCACCCAAAAUUGCUAAUGAUGACAAUAAUGACAAUCCAUCUGAAAUUGAAGAUUCCGAAUCUGUAACUAUUGAUUUUUCUAAACUUAGAAUCAAUUCAAAAGUAAUAGCUGAGAAAGAAAUAAAGGAUACCGUAAAAGAUUAG